CUGCCCGCGCUGCGGGGGCUGCGCCGCGACACGGCGCCCUACAAGGGCUUCUCGGGCAUCCGGGUGCGCGGCGACUCGGCGCGGAAGGUGUUCUACCACGACCAGACCAUCGCCGUCGUCGAGGCGUCCAUGGACUACAACGCGGUCCGCGACCUGCAGAACUGCGAGCUCAUCGAGGUCAACAAGGCGAGCCUGGCCAGGGAGGCGCUGCAGAACCUCUCCUCCAUCGCCAAGCCCAGUCCGCUCGGCUUCGCCGACAUGAGCGCCCUGAUGCGGCGCUGCCAGGAGCUGAGCCUGGGCUCCGACACCGUGCAGGCCUCCCCGCUCGCCGGCCCCAACAAGCAGAGGAAGAUCGACGACAACCCGGACCCCACCAGCCUCCUCAGCGGCAUCCUGCCCGGGACCAAGUGGUGCGGCACCGGCGACAUCGCGGCCAACUACUUCGACCUCGGCACCGAGAAGGACAUCGACAGGUGCUGCCGGACGCACGACCUGUGCCCCGUCAAGGUUCGCGCCUUCCAGUCCCGAUACGGCCUCAGCAACAUGUCCUUCUACACCAAGUCCCACUGCGUGUGCGACGACAUGCUGCUGCAGUGCCUCAAGGCGUCCCAGCGACCCACGGCCAACAUCAUGGGCAACAUCUACUUCAACCUGCUGCGGGUGCCGUGCGUGGAGGACACGCAGGACGCCGAGACGGCCAGGACGGCGCGCCGCUACAGGCCGUCGAAGCGCUACUGAGCCGCCGCCAAGGCUCCCGCGCUCCCCCUUGCGCCUCGUGACUACCAGCGCGAGGGUGGGGCUUUAGAAAUUCAGAACCUUCUUCCGAUACCACUUCAAGAAAGGAAACGAACGUGUGUCUGUGAUAUUUUCUGCAAAGUCCUUUGUUUUGUCUUUUUUUUUUUAAAUCCCAAAGUUGAUUUUCAUUUGAAACCACGAUUGGUGCUUUUAAAAUGCAAUGUAUAUCCACAGGUCAUCAGCCACACCUGCUAGUCACCUUCAUAAAUUGAUUUUGGAUGUUGCAAGUCAUCUUGUAAUUUGUUGAAAAUAAACUAUUUAUUUUGUUAUCUUA
Molecule: messenger RNA, 1069 nt
Organism: Thrips palmi
Lineage: Eukaryota; Metazoa; Arthropoda; Insecta; Thysanoptera; Thripidae
Product: group 3 secretory phospholipase A2
Exons: 4
Biological process (GO): arachidonate secretion; phospholipid metabolic process
Source: RefSeq, a predicted model, not a curated record